Molecule: messenger RNA, 4037 nt
Organism: Sinocyclocheilus grahami
Lineage: Eukaryota; Metazoa; Chordata; Actinopteri; Cypriniformes; Cyprinidae
Product: MORC family CW-type zinc finger protein 2A
Exons: 27
Coding region: 324-3470 (1048 amino acids)
Cellular component (GO): nucleus
Molecular function (GO): zinc ion binding
Source: RefSeq, a predicted model, not a curated record
CAGCGGGCAACGUGAUUGGCUGAGCGCGGCGAGGAGGGCGGGGCAUGCUGUCUCGUUGCUUGUGCGUGUUUGUUCGAGGGAAAAAUCUGCUGGAGCGAUUCGAGGCCUUGCAUCUACUUCAUAUGAACGAAAAAGGAAUAAACACGUUCUGUUUGGUAGUUUUCCCUCAUGCAACAGGCAGAAACCUUUGGAUAAAUUCAAACGGAGGUCGCGGAAUGGUGUUGAACAAUCACACUUGAUUCUCAUCGUAUGAGAAGAAUGUAGAGACGUGAAUACAAUCAGCUGGUUUUCUCGUUGUUUUAAUUUCGUUUUAUUUUGAGACGAUGGCCUACACAAAUUACAGCUCACUAAACCGAGCUCAGCUCACCUUUGAAUAUCUGCACACAAACUCGACAACCCACGAGUUUCUUUUUGGAGCGUUGGCCGAACUUGUGGACAACUCAAGAGACGCAAAUGCCACACGGAUAGACAUCUACACAGAGAAGAGACCAGAUCUGAGAGGCGGGUUUAUUCUGUGUUUUCUUGACGAUGGCACUGGAAUGGACCCCAGCGAAGCCACACAUGUCAUCCAGUUCGGCAAAUCAAGCAAACGAUUCCCAGAGUCCACUCACAUUGGCCAGUAUGGAAACGGAUUAAAGUCGGGUUCCAUGCGUAUUGGGAAGGACUUCAUUCUUUUCACCAAAAAAGAUGACAAAUUAACGUGUUUGUUUUUGUCGCGAACGUUUCAUGAAGAAGAGGGUCUGGACGAGGUGAUUGUCCCAUUACCCAGUUGGGAUGCGAAGACCCAGCAACCUCUGACUCAAGACACAGAGAAGUACGCUACUGAGACUGAACUCAUAUUUAAGUAUUCACCUUUUAAGAAUGAAGAGCAGCUAUUCUGCCAGUUCAAGAAGAUCGAAGGACCCAGUGGUACGCUGGUUGUAGUUUAUAACUUGAAGUUGAUGGAUAACCGAGAGCCGGAGUUGGAUGUGGAGACGGACCACCAGGACAUCCAGAUGGCUGGGACGCCUGUAGAGGGAGUGAAGCCAGAGAGGAGAUCAUUCCGUGCAUAUGCUGCUGUCCUGUACAUCGAUCCCAGAAUGAGGAUCUUCAUACAGGGUCACAAAGUCAGAACUAAGAGAUUGUCCUGUUGCUUAUAUAACCCUAGGAUGUACAAAUACACAUCAACGCGCUUUAAAACCCGUGCGGAGCAGGAGGUCAAGAAGGCAGAUCACCUCUCGAAACUUGCUGAGGAGAAGGCACGAGAGGCCGAGAGUAAAGCUCGUGCCCUGGAGUUAAAGCUUGGUGAUGAUUUAUCCAAAGAAGCCAGAGCCGCUCUGAGAAAGGCACAAGAUUCGGCUGUGGCGUUACGUGCCGAAGCUACUAGAAAACAAGCCAUCCAUGCAUCCAAACAAAAAGCUUUGAAAGAGCCCAAAGAGCUGAACUUUAUAUUCGGUGUGAACAUCGAGAGACGAGACCAGGACGGAAUGUUCAUCUAUAACUGCAGCCGUCUCAUUAAGAUGUACGAGAAGACAGGACCACAGCUGGAGGGAGGAAUGGCCUGUGGGGGUGUUGUAGGAGUAGUGGAUGUUCCCUAUCUAGUGCUCGAACCAACACACAACAAGCAGGACUUUGCAGAUGCUAAAGAAUACAGACACUUACUGAGAGCCAUGGGAGAAUAUCUCGCCCAGUACUGGAAGGACAUCGGUAUAGCUCAGAAGGGCAUAGUGAAAUUCUGGGAUGAAUUUGGUUAUUUGUCGGCUAACUGGAACUCCGUCCCCUCAAAUGAACUCCGGUUUCGCAGACGGAGAGCCAUGGAGAUCCCGGUCACCAUCCAGUGUGAUAAGUGUUUGAAGUGGCGGACGCUGCCGUUCCAGAUGGAUGCUGUGGACAAACGGUACCCAGACAGCUGGGUGUGUCUCAUGAACCCGGACGGAACCCAGGACAGGUGUGAUGCUUCUGAGCAGAAGCAGAAUUUGCCCAUUGGCAUUUUGAGAAAGGAUAUCAAGUCAUCAGAGGACAAACAGAAAGAUAUAUCAGAGAAAAUCCGUCAGCAGCAAGAAAAACUGGAGGCCAUGCAGAAAACCACAACAGUAAAAUCAGCAGCAGAUUUAAAACGGCUCCCUCUAGAUGUCAGUACAAAACCUGCAGAAGAGCGCACGCCUCAGCCGACCCGCUCAUCUCAGCGAGCAGCGCCCCGCCCACGAUCCCCACCUCUCCCCGCAGUGGUCAGAAAAGUUGUCAGUCAACCACAGAUAGCAAAAACUCCUCCCCCUAAAGCAACGCCUCCUUCACGACCUACCCGGACCCCACCAGCUCCUCCCCCUCCGUCCAAAGCAAAGUCAUCACCAGCUCCUGCAACGAAGGCAACAAAAGCUGCCGCCAAACCUGUAGCCCCGCCCCCACCACCACCGCCGCCCACAAAGUCACCGGCUCGCAGAAGCGUCACGCAGAGCCACGCCACUACACCAUCUUCCACCAAGACUGCUGGCAAACAAACUCCAACCAGCAAGAAAGAAAACCUAAAGAAAGGUAGAGUCCAGGAAGAGGAGGAUGCAGAGGAAGAAGAAAGUGAAGAAGAGGAAGAAGAAGAAGAGGAGGAGGAUGACGAAGAAGACAGUGCAUCAGAAGAGGAUGAACCUCAACCCAAAAAAUCAAAGAUGGCGGCGUCUGUUCAGGCUCGAGGGAAAGCUGUCGUGGAAAAAAAAACACCAGCAGCUGUUAAACAGACCAACGCUGAGGUUAUCACAAAUAGCACUAAUGAAGAUCUGAAGAAAGAUGCGAUAAAAAAUGCACAGAAAGAUCUAAUAAACGGUGUCGUAGAUAAAGGAAUUCAGGUGGAGGCGAAGGUGAAUGGUGAUUGGUUCACGGGUCGUGUAACCGCAGUAGAGACGGGAAAGGAGAACAUACGCUGGAAGGUCAAGUUCGACUAUGUUCCCAUGAACACUCCAAGAGACCGCUGGGUGUUUAAGGGCAGCGAUGACGUCCGUCUUAUGCGUCCCGCCUCUCCAGAGUCCCGAAGUCCAGACACCAAUCAGGGUCCGGCACGGUCUGUUACUCCGCCCACCGCUGCUGAGCCUGACACGACUCAGAGCGGGCCGAGCAGAGAGACCACAGAAGGCCUUGUGACCAUGAUGAGGACGUUGCUACGGUAUUUUUUCCCUCCGGAUUUCCGAAUCCCUAAAGAUUCUGUGAACACUAUGAGUGCAGAGGACCUCGUGGCCUUUCCCAUCAAAGAGUAUUUCCAGCAGUAUGAGGCCGGACUGCAGAGUCUGUGUAAUUCCUACCAAACUCGGGCGGAGUCGCGGGCACGAGCCGUGGAGGAGAAGAGCAGCGGGGCAGAAACCAAACUUCGGGAAUCUGAGGAGAAACUCCGCAAACUCAGAACCAACAUCGUCGCUCUUCUGCAGAAAGUCCAGGAGGACAUUGAGAUCAGCAGUGACGAUGAGCUGGACGCCUACAUUGAAGAUUUGGUCACAAAGGGAGAGUGAAACCCUGCAUCUCCUCUGUUUUACCUACAUUUUCACUCUCUACACGUGUUUCAUGCAUUCUAUGCGCUCUGACGGCUGACUGGAGAUGAUUGCUGGUCGGCCACAUCUUCAUCCAUGUACUGUAACAAUGCAGCAAGAGCCAACUUCAACUCAAUUUUCGGUUCAAAACGCUACUCAGGCCAUCGACUCAGCCUUAGAGCAGAUUUAACUUGUGGGCCGCAGGUAAUGAGAGAUACAAAUGGUUUCAUAAAACCUGCAGUUUGAAAACUUUGUUCGGUUUUACUCUACAUGGAGGUUUUGAGUUUGUGCUGGGUGUUUUAGGAUCUCAGUGUUGUAAAGCUUCAUUCUCAACCCGAUUUCAUGGAAGAGUCCUUCUCACAGAUUCCUUUCAAACCAGUUUGACAUUUUGAGUUUGAAAAUGGGCUUGAACUUGCUGCUAUGUUAUCAGAAUUGUCUCAAGUUUGAGUUCCUUCCUGUUUCAUUUUCCAUGUACUUGGAUGUGAUAUUCAGUUUGUGUUUCAGUUUUAUUUUUAAUCCUCCAGUUUCCUUAUUUUUUAUUUUUGUUGU